This is a messenger RNA of Anthostomella pinea, 519 nucleotides long. NCBI's taxonomy places the organism in Eukaryota, Fungi, Ascomycota, Sordariomycetes, Xylariales, Xylariaceae. The record is from the annotation of a GenBank genome assembly.
AUGUCGACUGCUUCGAACAGUAGCACCGCGAGCGGCAGUCGUCCUACAAGCCGUAGCCAUGACACGGGCUUUCCGGACUCGUUCGCUUACUACACCACAUCUCUACGCCAUCCUGACGCCAUCGUCGAUCCAGGCUUUUCUAUUUCGGCUGAGGACGUAGACGCGAACAAGGCAUUGCACAGGUCAAGGAGACAUCUUCUGGCAAAGCACAGGCGGACGAUAAGUCAUGGCAAAAUCGCCCAGGGAUUGAACCAGCAACACCCAGCCCACUCGAUGUCACAGCUACAGUUGCCGACAGACAGCGCGGUCCAGGUCGGGGAGGGAAAGACGAUAGGUAUGGGCGACGGCAUCAAGAGCCCGUCCCGAGAAGGGGCCGAAAACAUCGAUCGUUUCGAAGCAUCUUCCGUCAACGGCGAUUACUCGCCAACAUCCCAGUUCGAGGCUGUCGAUAAGCAUGACAACGAGGAAGAGCGGCAUAGAAGCAAGCUCUUUGGCCACUGGCGCAGCCCGAAAUAUUGA